Pteropus alecto (black flying fox) is the source of this 1606-nucleotide messenger RNA. RefSeq names its product interleukin 27 (gene IL27). The coding region runs from base 1 to 678 and encodes 225 amino acids. Gene Ontology annotation, biological process: regulation of T-helper 1 cell differentiation; regulation of T cell proliferation. NCBI's taxonomy places the organism in Eukaryota, Metazoa, Chordata, Mammalia, Chiroptera, Pteropodidae. The transcript is spliced from 5 exons. The record is from RefSeq and is a predicted model, not a curated record. Gene Ontology annotation, molecular function: interleukin-27 receptor binding.
AUGGGCCAGAAGGCAGGCGACCUUGGCUGGCGGCUCGGCCUUUUGCUGCUCUUCUUGCUCCUGGCUCGAGCAGGCGUCUGGGGAUUCCCGAUGCCCCCAGGGAGGCCUCCCCUGAGGCUGCAGGAGUUGCAGAGGGAGUUCAAGGUCAGCCUGCAUCUCGCCAAGAAGCUGCUGUCCGAGGUUCGGGCCCAGGCCCACAGCUUUGCUGAAUCUCAUCUGCCAGGAGUGAACCUGGACCUCCUGCCCCUGGGAGAGCAGCUCCCCAAUGUUUCCCUGACCUUCCAGGCCUGGAAAGGUCUCUCUGACCCAGAACGACUCCGCUUCCUCUCCACAACACUUCGCCCCUACCAAGCCCUGUUGGAAGGGCUGGGGAGCCAGGGGGUCUGGGCCAGCUCAGAGAGGAUGCAGCUGUGGGCCAUGAGGCUGGAUCUCCGUGAUUUACAGCGGCAUCUUCGCUUCCAGUUGCUGGCUGCAGGAUUCAACAUCCCUGAGGAGGAGGAGAAUGAAGAGGGGAAGGAGCUGCUCCCGGGAGCUCUGGGUGGCCCCUCACAGCUGUCAGUGCAGGUGCCCUGGCCCCAGCUCCUCUACACCUACCAGUUGCUGCACUCCUUGGAGCUUGUCUUGUCUCGGGCCGUGCGGGACUUGCUGCUGCUCUCCCAGGCUGGGAAGUCAGCCUAGGUCCUGGGGGGUCCAACACUGGCUGUCUCCCAGCCCCGAUGGAGUGAUUUCUUAGCCCCUUCCCUUUACCUGUUAGGACUUUAGGACUGGAGUCUGGGCCAAGAGGACAGCUCCAGCUCACUGCCUUAGACAAGGCAAGACUCUACCGACCUUCCUCCCCAGACCCUACCCAAUAACUUAAGGCCCCUCCAGUCCUUGCUGGAUAUUUAUUUCUUGGAUAUUUAUUUAUUGUUUAGAGAAAUUAUGGUUUAUUUAUUGUUUCAGGGCCUGACGUCCUCCAGCCAGGCCACCAUGCUAGGUGCCUAAUAAAGCACUCUUAACCUCUCUCUGCCUUGGCUUCUUUUCAGAGAAGGAAUGUCUACACCCAAAGUGGGUCUGGAAUGGAUCCUUUAACAUCUGACUGCUCUGGGCCCCUCUCUGUUUCUAUAUUUUGGGGUUCCUGGCACACCUCCCACUCUGGCUUGCUCAGUUGGUGGUUACCAUAGUAACCAGCAGAGUCCUGAGGCUCAGCUCCCAUUUUGGAACCUCAAGGCAGCUGGUCUGUUUCCCAUCAACCUUUGAUUGCAAAUGGAGCUCCUUAGGCCUUCCUGACCCCUUUCCUCUAAGCUGACUUCCACCCCAGAGGUUUGCAUUACUCCUACACAGCUCUCUGAGGGCUUGGAGAGGGGCCUGGGGAGCAGGGUGGGGAGCAGAGGUAGUCAGAGGGAAGGCUACGGGGAGAUCUGUCUCUGUCCCCUCUCAGUCCUCCGGGCAGCCUCAGAGACAGGGUGGGGAGACAGUCAGGACAGGCUGUGAAAGGAGGUCCAGCAGCACUGGAGAGUCUGACUCCUUAAGUUCAUGGUUCUUGAAGAUGUCUGGUUCUUGAAGAUGUCUGCUCCAUGAAUGAAACACCAAGAAACUAAGGCCCACGGGGUGGAAAGGUUGCAUC